GUCCUGAAAUUAUAUAGCGAGAGGUACUAGGGUAGAGUUCAGUCAAUUCAGAACGUUGAAGAAUAACAAUACAAAGGUUGAUAUCCAUUGUGAAUCACGGAGGGCAGGUUAAAGAUGAUGAAUAAACCACAGAUAAUUGUGAUACCUCAGAACAUGCUCUCAGAGCAAAGCAGAAACUAUUUAAAGCAAAGACUAGUUCUACCCUCAGCUCAAAAACCUAUUGCAGCAGUUGUUGGGAACAAACGUCCUAUUCCCAGCCUUCCAACUGAACUGAAGCGCCCCCUGCCCUCAUUGUCUCCUGAAUGGGUGACCCUGAAACGCCCCUUGGCCGAGGUUGAGAUAAAAGAAGAAAAUGAAGAUGAUGAACCCGCCAGAAAGAGAACCAAUCUUGAUCAUCUAUCACCAGAAGAAAGAUUGUUAAGAAGAAAAUUAAAGAACAGAGUCGCUGCACAAACAGCCAGGGAUAGAAAGAAAGCAUAUAUUGAUGAACUAGAAGAAGAGCUUGCAAAGAUAAAGGAAGAAAAGAGAAAACUCCAAGAAGAAAAUUCCCGAUUACAAAAUUCUAAUUUAAACCUUCAAUUAGAGAACUCCUCCCUACUCCAGCAGAAUAAGGAUCUAGAAUCUAGGUUGGGAAAUAUACAUGUUCAGCUCCCUCUCUCACCCCUCUCCAUCCCUAGAACACCAUCCCCUAACAACCCUUUGCCGUCCCCAACCAUGUCCUCCCCGUCCUCGUUGUUUGAGGUCCCUGAGGUAGAUGAUGAACCUGCCCUGGUAUCCCCUGAGCCCGCUGUGCUCGUUCCUCUGCUGCAGGAAGGAUACCAGGAGUACAGGAGGUUGGACCCGGUGUUGUCGUCCAAAGACUUGACGACCUGGUCCACCAACUGUGUGUCGCAGAUUCUCAUCUGGUCCUUGAUGGUCCUAUUAUACAACAGGACGCAGUCCCAGCAGUCCCUACCCAGCAAGUCCCUCUCCCCGAAGAAGAGGUUUAUCUUGAACAGUUCCAACAUCUCGCCGAUAUUAACGUGUUCAGCCCAGACAUUUCUACGCCCCUUGAAAAAGAGAUUUUCCCUGAAUCAGACUUCACCCUGGAACCUCAAUAUUCCGCCCCUGGAGGAGUCUCCGCCCCUGAAACCUCCACCACUGGAGUAGAUUUACAGCUUGAAUUUAAACCCUAUGAGGAUUCCUCCGCUCUGCUCGACACUCCCACUGCUGAACAGUUGCUGAAAGAUCUCUGGGUGGAGUCCAACAUGAACAUCAAUGAAGACUGGGAGUCUAUGGAGUCCAUGGACUCCAGUAACCCAGAGGACUGGGAGGAAUCUCUUUUUCCUGAUCUAGAUUAGAACAUGGAGUUCCUAGGUUCUAUGUGGAAAAAUAUGAUAAAUUUAUUAUAUUAAUAUGGUUUGUGAUAAAUGGGUUUAAAUAAAAGCAUAAAAAAUCAA
This is a messenger RNA of Eurytemora carolleeae, 1439 nucleotides long. Its product is annotated as X-box-binding protein 1. Lineage: Eukaryota; Metazoa; Arthropoda; Copepoda; Calanoida; Temoridae. Gene Ontology annotation, cellular component: nucleus. The record is from RefSeq and is a predicted model, not a curated record. The transcript is spliced from 2 exons. The coding region runs from base 115 to 1149 and encodes 344 amino acids. Gene Ontology annotation, molecular function: RNA polymerase II transcription regulatory region sequence-specific DNA binding; DNA-binding transcription factor activity, RNA polymerase II-specific.